AUGGCAAUCGAUCCCAACAUCGUGGCUAUCUUCGGAGAGGCGCCGGCUGAUGUCGACUUGAAUGAGCGGUCGGUUGUUUCUCACAAUAUUGCUGUUUGCGUCGUCCUGGGUGUAGCUGCGGCGUCAGUUGCGCUUCGCUUCUAUGUCCGUAUCUUCAAGGGCGCCAAGCUCUGGUACGACGACUAUGCUAUUUUUCUCAGCGUUUUCUUGUGUGGUGCGGCAACGUUCAUGACAAUAUUGGCUGGUACCUAUGGCGCGGGAGAACAUGUGUGGUCCAGCAAUAUCUCAAGAUUCGUGACACUCUUGAAGAUCGUUUACGCCGAACCCUACGUGUAUGCCACAGCUGUAACAUCAACCAAAGUCAGCAUUCUUCUUCUCUACCGCCGCCUAUUUCACUCCAAGAAUGGCCUCGGACGGCUAUACUCCAUCAUGUAUUGGACGGCGGUCUUUUUGACCAGCACAUAUCCGCCUAUUCUAUGGAUCACCAUGGCUUGUGCAUGCCGCCCCGUCUCCUUUUACUGGACCCAAUACCUCGGCGAAACGGGAAGCUGUAUCAACGUCAGCCUCUUCUUCCUUCUCCUCGGCAUUGUCAACAUGUUCAACGAUAUCGUUAUUCUUUUCGUCCCGGUUCCUCGCAUCUGGGAACUGCAGAUGAACAAGCGUACGAAGACAUCCAUCAUUGGAAUCAUGUUGCUAGGUGGCUUUGUCUGCGUCGCAAGCGUCGUUCGAAUCUACUAUCUCAACGGUCUUUUCCAGAAUAUCGACGUUACAUGGUGGAUGGGCCCUGGAUUCGCGUGGUCUAGUCUCGAGCCCUCGGUUGCAAUCAUCUCCGCCUGCCUGCCGACCUACGCGCCGCUGUUCAGGAUGGGGCGUAACAAGUCUUCAAAGAGCAGCCCGUAUCCCUACCCCAGCGAGCGUAGUGGUGGCGCUUCCGGUAACGGCGGAGCCCGAAGUCAGAACGCCCGCGGCACCCAUCCCAGUGGCAGUGGGUUCGGCCCGAAUCGCUCGGGAGGUCGCUCCGUCGUCGAGGAUGACGAGGUCGAGCUCACAUGUAAGGUGACUUGCGGUGAUACUACUUCUAGCCACGGGUCAGAGGGGAAGGAUAGCUCCGACUGUGAACGGGGCAUCAGGGUUAAGACUCAAGUGUCCGUAGUUUCGUACACGCAGGACAACGGCACCACGGAGAAACAAUGA
Messenger RNA from Colletotrichum karsti, 1194 nucleotides. RefSeq names its product integral membrane protein pth11-like protein. The record is from RefSeq and is a predicted model, not a curated record. Lineage: Eukaryota; Fungi; Ascomycota; Sordariomycetes; Glomerellales; Glomerellaceae. The coding region runs from base 1 to 1194 and encodes 397 amino acids. The transcript has 5 exons.